Molecule: messenger RNA, 1647 nt
Organism: Penicillium manginii
Lineage: Eukaryota; Fungi; Ascomycota; Eurotiomycetes; Eurotiales; Aspergillaceae
Product: transferase family protein
Exons: 1
Coding region: 1-1647 (548 amino acids)
Molecular function (GO): acyltransferase activity, transferring groups other than amino-acyl groups
Source: RefSeq, a predicted model, not a curated record
AUGGGUGUCGAAACCACAGUGAUCCAGUCUGAACGACUAUGUCCUAGCAUAAAGCCCACAGAAAGGGCAGUGCCUCUAUCGCUACUAGAUGCAACGACCGCCGACUUUUCUUCGACAACUGCUAUUUGGUUAUUCGAGCGGCCUGAAGAGACUCUAAAGGAUGGGUUUGAUUUGUUCGAUCACUUUCGCCAGUCACUUCGGGUCACAUUGAAUGACUACCCGCAGUGGACUGGCCUCCUCAAAAGCAUCACAACCCUCGAUCUGGCUAGACAUGAGAAAGAAACCCUUCAGUUUCCACCGCAUGCUCGUCGUUUCGGCCGAGUCUAUGUCCACUAUGGAUUGCCACAGGAUCCUGGAGUCGAAUUCAUUACCGCGACUUCCACCGCAACUAUUGAAACACUGUGUCCCGCAUUAAGAACCAAAGAAAAACCGCUUUUCGAUCAUCAGAAUAUACGACUCGACAGUCUAAUUCCUUCAGGUCGCUUGUCUAGUGCAAUUACAUCUGUCAAAAAAGAUGUGGCAGGUCUUUUGCCACCGGCAUUUGUCAUUCAGUUGACAAGAUUAACCUGCGGUGGAUUUGCACUGGGAGCUAAAAUUGCGCAUCCUCUUGCCGAUAUACAAUCACUUGUCUACUUUGUCAAGGACUGGGCAAAGAUCAGCCGCUGCCAGCACUUAGGAGACCCGAAUGGCCUUAAGCCCACCCUUCAACCGGUUUUCGAGCCAGAACGACUCGACUCGAUGGCGGCGGGAGAUAUUAAUGGAGAGGGUGCUAAUCCAGAAGUUCUCGAGAGAAUUGAAGGUCUACCUUUGCAUCGAUAUGACUGGUGGGCAGCCCCAGCUCAAUGCCCCUGGCCCCAAGAGAUCCCAGAACCAUUCCGAAGUCAAGAUUUAGCAGUUAUCGGCAAGGCGAUGCCGUGGACAGAAUGGGAUUUUGCCGCCCCCGUGUCGCAUUACACUGUCCAUCUGACUGGCGAUCAAAUCGAGUCUAUCUGGAACAGAAUAUCGAAUGAAGACCCCGGAAACCCGACAGCCGAGCGAAUCAGCCGACAUGACGCUGUCCUGGCUCACAUCUGGUCGUGUAUCACCCGUGCUCGAAAGCAACAAGAAGAUACAGGUUUGGUGCAUUGCAAUCUGGCAUAUGGUACACGUUCAACUUUCCAACUUGGAGACGACUUUAUCGGAUCGCCCGUCAUAAACAUCAACAUCGAGAUGAGUGGUAAGGAGCUAGCUUCGGCAGAGAUCCCCGUGGAAGCGAGAACCAGAGGCAUUGCGCAAUGUAUUCGCAAAACGAUUGGCCACAUGAGCCAGCCCGGAGCAGUCGCCGCCCACCUGCAUAGCGUGGCGUUUGAAAAGGCUCCUCAGCGUAUCUGGCAGGCAUUUCUAGGGUCUCGACACCUUAUUGUGACGAGUUGGGCGCGAGUUGGUAUCUACGAUGUGGAUUUUGGACUCAAGGCUCCAAUUCGGUACGCUGAGGGGGUGAUUCCGGAUCUGGAUGGAGAUAUUUUGAUUAAAGAUGCACCGCCCUCGGACCGGUCGAGGAGUAUCUCGGAUCGGAGGGCUUGGACGGAUGAUGGGGUUGAUGUCUCAAUUCACAUCCGGGCCGAAGAUAUGGAUCGCUUGAUCCGGGAUCCACUCCUGCUGCCAUGA